Rhagoletis pomonella (apple maggot) is the source of this 2349-nucleotide messenger RNA. RefSeq names its product SET domain-containing protein SmydA-8 (gene SmydA-4). Gene Ontology annotation, molecular function: protein binding. The coding region runs from base 322 to 1920 and encodes 532 amino acids. The transcript is spliced from 8 exons. Lineage: Eukaryota; Metazoa; Arthropoda; Insecta; Diptera; Tephritidae. The record is from RefSeq and is a predicted model, not a curated record.
UCAUCAAUAUGUGUUGUGAAUGUGUGCCUAGGAGAUAUGUUUGAAAACGGAACGGACGUGCAGAACAAAAGUGGAAAUUCAUGAAAAUGUUGAAAACAAAUGACGAAAAUGAAUUAUUCGUUUCGACUGUGUCGAAAUGGUGAGACUGUUUGGGACAUUCACAAAUUAUGCCGCGGUCAGUUGCAAGCGAAAGGGCUACGGGGCAUGUGUGUAGCCACGAGAUGAGAUUUGCAUUUGUCGACGAGUGAAUGUGAUGUGCUCGAAAUAGUCGAAAUAGAAGUGAAAAUUUCAAGUGGAAUUUGAGGAAUUUUCAAGUGCGAAAUGCCGGCAAGAAAACAAAAAAACAAGAAGAAACAUCACCAACAUCAGCAACAGCAACAAGUGCUGAAUAAACCGUCAAAUUCUAAAGCAGAAGGGUCGGGAAAAAAUGAGUCGAGCGAUUCGUCCACCAAGCAGUCACCUUUUAGAAUUGAGAAAUCGACAAUAUUGGGACGUUAUGUGGUGGCAAAUCGCGACCUGAAGGCAGGUGAACUGCUGAUAACGGAGGAGCCCUUGGUAAUAGGACCCUGUGUAUCAGCAGAUGCAGUCUGUUUAGGUUGUUACAUGCCCGUAGAGCUGGAAGCAUCACAGUACCGCUGCGCAGCUUGCAAAUGGCCCAUGUGUGGACCGCAAUGCCGUGGCCUACAUCAGCCCACCGGCCACACUGCACAGGAAUGUGAGCUAUUGAGUACACACAAUCUGGGCGCAGCGCUAAGCGCCGCCUCUGGCCAAGUCGAUUUGGUGAAGAACUUCUACGAACUCGUACUGAUUGCGCGCAUUUGCCUGCUCAAGCAGCAGUCACCGGACAAAUAUGCGGACAUUCUGCAAAUGGAAUCUCACACCGAGCUACGCAAGGCUAAUACCGAAUUGUGGCAACACUAUGAGCAAAAUGUGGUGCAACGGCUGCAGCGCGAUUGGGGUAUGCGCUCAAUGGCCGCCGCCGCUGAGAUACAUACCAUUUGUGGUAUUUUGGAUGUGAAUUGCUUUGAAAUCGGCCAGAAUUCGGCCAAGGCUCGCUGUCUGUAUAGGAGCGCAUUUUUGCUUGCACACGACUGCUGCCCCAACACCGCACACGCCGAUGAUCCACAAACAUAUGCGAUUAUUUUGCGCACCUCCAGAGCCAUACGAAAGGAUGAGGGCAUUACGUUGAGUUACGCGUACACGCUGCAGGGCACCUUGAAGCGGCGCGAGUUCAUGCAUGCUGGAAAGCUAUUCUGGUGUAGUUGUUCUCGCUGCGCGGAUCCCAAGGAGUUGGGCACGGACUGCAGUGCGCUGCUGUGUCCGAAGUGCAGAGGUGGAUCAGUGCGCACAGUUGAACCCCUGAAUCAGGAGGCUGAAUGGAAAUGUGAUCGCUGUGACUAUAAAUUGCAGUCUAAGGAAAUUGUUAAGUUGUUGGAUGCAAUCAACAAUAAUUUGGAGUCAAUCGAUGCGCAUAAUAUACCGGGGCUGGAGGCGUUCUUAAAAAAAUAUGAGCGUGUUCUAGGACCCAACCAUUACCUACUUCUUUCCGCCAAGUAUUUACUUUGUCAAAUUUAUGGUCGCAUAGAGGGCUACCUGCUGCACACAAUGCCACUGGAAGAUGUGGAGAAGAAGGAAAAUUAUUGUCGCGACUUUUUGCGUGUCGUAGACGCGCUAGAACCGGGCAUGACACGCUUAAGAGGACUAAUUUUGUAUGAAUUGCAUGGCGCAAUAAUGAUGCGUUCACAGCGAUUAAUGAUGGCAGGCGAAAUAGGUGAAUCCGAAUUUAAGCGCAAUAUUAAAAAUGUUAUCAGAUGUUUGCAAGAGAGUCGCGAUAUCAUGCUACUGGAACCGGAGGGAUCGAGCGAGCGCGAAAUGGGUGUGGCAGCGGCUAAGGCGCUGGUGGAAAUGGGAGUUAAUUGAAUUUAAGGAUGAAAAUUAUAUCAGCAGGUCUUCUCGAAUGGUUGAAAUUAGAUCUGGGCGAGGUCCAUUUUUACAUAGUGCAAUAGCUAACGCAUUGAACUCAAUUCAUAAGAAAUCAUUGCAUCAAAACUGUCGCAAAGCACACACACACACACAAGUAUACACACAUACACACACACUGACACAUUAUUCCAUAAUCAGAAUUCCAUCGCAACUUUAUAUCUCACCAUUGAAAUGCAUAUACACAUUUUGAAAAACAUGGAGCAGGGGUGACCAGUCGGAGUUCAAAUGUUCUUUGAGCUCUACAUCCUUGACAUAAAGUAUUUACUUUCAUAGCUCAUACUUUUUAAAAUACAUUUUACUCUUCCCAUUUCACUGAAAGAGAUCUCAUGUUGCGCUUAACAAUAAAAUCAUUUAUCACAUUUUUGA